Molecule: messenger RNA, 7724 nt
Organism: Hylaeus volcanicus
Lineage: Eukaryota; Metazoa; Arthropoda; Insecta; Hymenoptera; Colletidae
Product: pre-mRNA-processing-splicing factor 8-like
Exons: 17
Coding region: 12-7475 (2487 amino acids)
Biological process (GO): mRNA splicing, via spliceosome; spliceosomal tri-snRNP complex assembly
Cellular component (GO): catalytic step 2 spliceosome; U5 snRNP
Molecular function (GO): pre-mRNA intronic binding; protein binding; U1 snRNA binding
Source: RefSeq, a predicted model, not a curated record
UUUUUUGUUUAAUGCGUCCUUCGGGAAUGUUUUUCCGAAAUCCGUCGAAUCCUUCUCAGGGUAUUCCGUGGCCACCUCAACAACAAACAACAAACCAACAUAGUAUGUUUCCUCCUCCUCCACCACCUCCUCCUAUGCCAAUAUUGGGAGCUAACGAAUCGAUGAUGUAUUCUAAUAUAAAUGGAGGGAUGCCUAUGUAUGAUCCAACAGGGAAUGGAAGAGUUUUAAUGAUGGGUCACUCCAACUUUGUUCCACCUGAACCACAUAGCAACAAUUCUUUAUCUCAGCACAACGGCAUUCCCACUUGUAUUCCGCAUGCUACUAAUCACACGCCGCUCAUAGGAGGAGCAGCAGCGACGGGAACACAUGGAACUCUAACAUGUUUAACAGGUCAUAUGACAGUUGCCCCUUAUGGAAAUCCUCAUGAUGCAGGAACAAGUUUUUCUUGUACACCAUCCUUAUCGACAUCUAUGCCAUUAGAUCCUGAUAGUGAUGAUGUGCUCAACGCAAGAGCCAAGAAAUGGCAACAAUUGAAUGCUCGAAGGUAUGCAGAGAAACAAAGGGUAAAAAUUUCUAGUGUUACCGAUUGUGCUAAAGAGGAUAUGCCACCAGAGCAUUUACGUAAAAUUAUGAAAGAUCAUGGAGAUAUGUCUAGCCGUAAAUUUCGUCAUGAUAAACGUGUUUAUUUAGGAGCUCUAAAAUAUGUUCCUCAUGCUGUUUAUAAGUUGUUAGAAAAUAUGCCCAUGCCGUGGGAGCAAGAGCAUACCGUGAAAGUGAUUUAUCAUAUAACUGGGGCUAUAACGUUUGUAAAUGAAAUUCCUUGGGUUGUGGAACCUAUUUUCCUAGCACAAUGGGGAACCAUGUGGAUCAUGAUGCGUCGUGAGAAACGAGAUCGGCGUCAUUUUAAACGAAUGCGUUUCCCACCUUUUGAUGAUGAAGAGCCACCUUUAGAUUAUGGAGAUAAUGUACUAGAUGUGGAACCUUUAGAAGCCAUUCAAAUGCCUCUAGAUGAAACAGAGGAUGCUCCUGUUCUUGAAUGGUUAUAUGAUCAUCAACCGUUGAAAUAUAAUUCUAAAUAUAUUAAAGGAACGCGUUAUCGCCAGUGGACAUUAGAUUUAGAUCAAAUCGCUGUACUUUAUCGUUUAGCUAAUCAACUUUUAUCUGAUUUGGUCGAUGAAAAUUAUUUUUAUCUUUUUGAUUUAAAAUCUUUUUAUACAGCCAAAGCUCUUAAUAUGGCCAUUCCUGGUGGACCUAAAUUUGAACCCUUAUAUCGCGAUAUGCAUGAAGAGGAUGAAGAUUGGAAUGAAUUUAAUGAUGUCAAAAAAAUUAUUAUUCGACAGCAAAUAAGAACUGAAUAUAAAAUUGCUUUUCCCUAUUUAUAUAAUAAUAGACCACGAAAUGUUGCCAUGAGUCGUUAUCACUCUCCUAUAUGUGCUUAUGUUAAAUCGGAGGAUCCCGAUUUGCCAGCAUUUUAUUUCGAUCCCAUCAUUAAUCCUAUUCCCGCGUAUAAAUUACACAAAGAUGCUCUACUGGACCCUGCCGAAAUUCUAGAUGAAGAAACCAUGGCAAAUUUCUCUUUACCCUCUACUAUGCAACCAUUUCUUGAGCAUGAACCCUUAAUGACAGAUGCUACCACCAACGGCAUAGCUUUAUAUUGGGCUCCUCGCCCUUUUAAUUUACGUUCUGGCCGAACACGACGUGCAGUGGAUAUUCCUCUUGUGCAAAAAUGGUUUCGAGAACAUUGUUCUGGAAAUCAUCCAGUCAAAGUUCGUGUGUCAUAUCAAAAAUUAUUAAAAUGUUGGGUAUUAAAUCAUUUACACUCAAGACGACCGCGAGCUCAAAAAAAACGUUAUCUUUUUCGUGUUUUUAAAAGUACAAAGUUUUUUCAAUGUACUGAACUUGAUUGGGUUGAAGUAGGCCUUCAAGUGUGUCGUCAAGGCUAUAAUAUGUUAAACUUGUUAAUUCAUCGUAAAAAUUUGAAUUACCUUCAUUUAGAUUUCAAUUUCAAUUUGAAACCUAUCAAAACAUUAACAACAAAAGAAAGAAAAAAAUCUCGCUUUGGAAACGCUUUUCACUUAUGUCGUGAAAUUUUACGGCUUACCAAACUUCUGGUUGAUUCACAUGUUCAGUAUCGUUUAGGAAAUGUAGAUGGUUUUCAAUUAGCUGAUGGAUUACAGUAUAUUUUCUCUCAUGUGGGGCAAUUAACAGGAAUGUAUCGUUAUAAAUAUCGGUUAAUGCGUCAAGUUCGCAUGUGUAAAGAUUUGAAACAUUUAAUAUAUUACCGAUUCAAUACAGGACCCGUUGGUAAAGGUCCUGGAUGUGGUUUUUGGGCUCCUGGAUGGAGAGUUUGGAUAUUUUUUCUUCGUGGGGUAGUUCCUUUAUUAGAACGUUGGUUAGGCAAUUUGUUAUCCCGACAAUUUGAAGGAAGAGUAUCAAAAGGCAUCGCCAAAACCGUUACAAAGCAACGGGUUGAAUCCCAUUUUGAUUUAGAACUUCGUGCUGCUGUGAUGCAUGAUAUUGUCGAUAUGAUGCCUGAAGGAGUUAAGGCUAAUAAAGCAAGAACCAUUUUACAGCAUUUAAGUGAAGCAUGGAGAUGUUGGAAGGCCAACAUACCUUGGAAAGUUGCUGGGCUUCCUGCUCCCAUUGAAGCCAUGAUAUUACGUUAUGUAAAAAUGAAAGCGGAUUGGUGGACCAAUGCAGCUUAUUAUAGUCGAGAACGUAUUAAACGUGGGGCAACUGUUGAUAAAACUGUCUGUAAAAAAAAUUUGGGGCGAUUAACACGUUUAUGGCUUAAGGCAGAGCACGAACGUCAGCAUAGUUAUUUAAAAGAUGGUCCUUAUGUGAGUGGUGAAGAAGCUGUUGGCAUAUAUACGACAGCUGUACAUUGGCUGGAAAGUCGUAAAUUUACGCAUAUACCUUUUCCUCCCCUCAAUUAUAAACAUGACACCAAAUUAUUGAUUCUUUGUUUAGAACGUCUUAAAGAAACGUAUAGUGUAAAAUCGCGCUUGAAUUCAACACAACGUGAAGAACUAGGAUUGAUUGAAGAAAACUAUGAUAAUCCUCAUAAAGGUUUAUCCCGCAUUAAACGUCAUUUAUUAACUCAAAGAGCCUUUAAAGAAGUUUCCAUUGAAUUUAUGGAUCUUUAUAGUCAUCUAAUUCCCGUUUAUGAAAUUGAUCCUUUAGAAAAAAUCACUGAUGCUUACUUGGAUCAAUAUCUUUGGUAUGAAGCCUCCAUACGACAGCUGUUUCCCAACUGGGUCAAACCUUCUGACAAUGAACCCCCGCCUUUGCUUAUUUACAAAUGGUGUGAAUGUAUUAACAAUUUACAAGACGUAUGGAAAGUCGAUGAUGGAACAUGUGUUGUUUUGAUGGAAUCCAAGUUCGAAAAGGCCUAUGAAAAAAUUGAUUUAACAUUAUUAAAUCGAUUAUUAAGACUUAUUGUGGAUCAUAAUAUUGCAGAUUAUAUUACAGCUAAAAAUAAUGUCACGAUUUCUUUUAAAGAUAUGAAUCAUAUUAAUUCUCUCGGGUUGAUUCGUGGCUUACAAUUUUCUUCUUUUGUUUUCCAAUUUUACUUUCUUAUAAUUGAUUUACUUUUGUUAGGAUUAACGCGUGCUUCAGAAAUCGCAGGACCGCCCAGUUUGCCGAAUCAAUUUUUAACAUUUAUUGAUGUCGCCACGGAAAUACGCCAUCCUAUACGUUUAUAUACACGUUAUAUUGAUCGUUUUUGGAUACUUUUCCGUUUUAGUAAAGAGGAAGUACGAGAUUUAGUUCAAAGAUAUUUAACUGAAAAUCCUGAUCCCAAUAAUGAAAAUGUUGUUGGAUACAAUAAUAAAAAAUGUUGGCCAAGAGAUUGUCGAAUGCGAAGAAUGAAACAUGAUGUCAAUUUAGGCCGCGCCACUUUUUGGGAGUUAAGAAACCGGUUACCCCGCUCCGUCACUUCUUUAGAAUGGGAAAAUUCUUUUGUUUCCGUGUAUUCAAUAGACAAUCCCAAUUUAUUAUUUAAUAUGUGUGGUUUUGAAAUUCGACUUUUACCUAAGAUUCGAUCUUUAGAAGAAGAAUUCACUCAAGGCGAAGGUGUUUGGAAAUUACAAAAUAAUAGUACAAAGGAAACAACAGCUCAAGCAUUUUUAAGAGUUGACGAUGAAGGAAUGAAAAAAUUCGAAAAUCGCGUUAGACAAAUUUUAAUGUCCUCUGGAAGUACCACUUUUACAAAAAUUGUGAAUAAAUGGAACACAACAUUGAUUGGUUUGAUGACUUAUUAUCGUGAAGCUGUGAUUUAUACCGAGCCGCUACUUGAUUUACUUGUCAAAUGUGAAAAUAAAAUUCAAACACGUAUUAAAAUCGGUUUAAAUAGUAAAAUGCCUUCUCGGUUUCCUCCAGUUGUUUUUUACACACCAAAAGAACUUGGUGGAUUGGGAAUGUUAUCCAUGGGACAUAUUCUAAUUCCUCAAUCCGACUUGCAUUAUUCCAAACAAACGGAAACGGGAAUAACACAUUUUCGAGCAGGAAUGAGUCAUGAAGGAAACCAGCUUAUACCUAAUUUGUAUCGUUAUAUUCAAACAUGGGAAUCGGAAUUUUUAGAUUCACAACGAGUCUGGGCAGAAUAUGCUUUAAAACGUCAAGAAGCCAAUUCACAAAAUCGUCGUUUAACAUUAGAAGAUUUAGAGGAUUCGUGGGAUCGUGGUGUGCCUCGUAUUAAUACAUUAUUUCAAAAAGAUCGUCAUACAUUAGCUUAUGAUAAAGGAUGGAGAGUUCGUCAAGAAUUCAAACAAUACCAAAUGCUGCGAACAAAUCCAUUUUGGUGGACGCAUCAACGUCAUGAUGGUAAAUUAUGGAAUUUGAAUAAUUAUAGAACUGAUAUGAUUCAAGCACUUGGAGGAGUUGAAGGAAUAUUAGAACAUACAUUAUUUAAAGGAACUUAUUUCCCGACAUGGGAAGGUUUGUUUUGGGAGAAGGCUUCUGGAUUUGAAGAAUCCAUGAAAUAUAAGAAAUUAACAAAUGCUCAACGAAGUGGUUUGAAUCAAAUUCCUAAUCGACGGUUUACUCUAUGGUGGUCACCUACAAUUAAUCGAGCGAAUGUGUAUGUUGGUUUUCAAGUUCAAUUGGAUUUAACGGGUAUUUUCAUGCAUGGAAAAAUCCCGACAUUAAAAAUUUCUUUGAUUCAAAUUUUCCGAGCCCAUUUAUGGCAAAAAAUUCACGAAUCCAUUGUUAUGGACUUAUGCCAAGUUUUUGAUAUGGAACUGGAAGCCUUAGAAAUAGAAAUGGUUCAAAAAGAGACGAUUCAUCCUCGUAAAUCGUAUAAAAUGAAUUCUUCGUGUGCGGAUGCCUUGUUGUUUGCUGCUUAUAAAUGGCCUGUGACAGCGCCAUCUCUUUUAUUCGAUAACGAUUCGACUCAUGUGGCGGGCAAAACGACAACGAAAUUUUGGUUAGAUGUUCAAUUACGUUGGGGGGAUUAUGAUAGCCAUGAUAUUGAAAGAUAUUGUCGAUCUAAAUUUUUAGAUUACACAACUGAUAAUAUGUCCAUUUAUCCUUCACCUUCUGGACUUCUUUUAGGUGUUGACUUAGCUUAUAAUUUACAUUCAGGUUUCGGUUGUUAUAUUCCCGGUAUUAAACCCUUGUUACAACGUGCUAUGAACAAAAUUAUGAAAGCUAAUCCUGCCAUGUACGUUUUACGAGAACGAAUCCGUAAAGGAUUGCAAUUAUACUCAUCGGAACCAACGGAGCCUUAUUUGAAUUCUCAAAAUUAUGGUGAAUUGUUUUCUUCACAAACUGUUUGGUUUGUUGAUGAUACGAACGUUUAUCGUGUAACAAUUCACAAAACAUUUGAAGGAAAUUUGACAACAAAACCAGUGAAUGGCGCUAUUUUUAUAUUUAAUCCAAGAACUGGUCAACUUUUCUUAAAAGUUAUUCAUACAUCUGUCUGGGCAGGCCAAAAACGUUUAUCACAAUUAGCGAAAUGGAAAACAGCUGAAGAAGUUGCUGCUUUAAUUCGUUCUCUUCCUGUUGAAGAACAACCUAAACAAAUCAUUGUAACAAGAAAAGGAAUGUUAGAUCCUUUAGAAGUUCAUUUACUUGAUUUUCCGAAUAUUGUUAUUAAAGGCUCUGAAUUACAAUUACCAUUUCAAGCUGCCAUGAGAUUAGAAAAAUUUGGUGAUCUUAUCUUAAAAGCAACACAACCCGAAAUGGUUCUCUUCAAUCUGUUUGACGAUUGGUUAAAAUCCAUAUCUUCUUUCACUGCUUUUUCUAGAUUAAUUCUUAUUUUACGGGCACUUCAUGUGAAUCCAGAUCGAGCCAAAGUUAUUUUAAAACCAUCCAAAGCUACCAUUACACAAUCUCAUCAUGUUUGGCCUACAUUAACAGACGAAGAAUGGAUUCAAGUAGAAGUCGCUUUAAAAGAUUUAAUUCUUGCUGAUUAUGGAAAAAAAAAUAAUGUUAAUGUUGCUAGUUUAACACAAUCUGAAAUUCGAGAUAUCAUUUUAGGUAUGGAUAUUGCACCGCCUAGUCUUCAAAGGCAACAAAUACUCGAUAUUGAACAACAAGCAAAAGAUGCUGCUACUGCUACGUCCGCUUCCAAUCAGCUGACAGCAGUCACCACUAAAACAACCAAUGUUCAUGGUGAUGAAAUCAUCGUCACAACCCAAUCUCCUCAUGAACAAACUGUAUUCUCUUCUAAAACGGAUUGGCGUAUUCGCGCAUUAUCUGCUUCCACACUUCAUCUAAGGAUGGCUCAUAUUUACGUCACUUCUGAUAACGUUCGUGAAGUCGGAUAUACGUAUAUUGUUCCAAAAAACAUUCUGAAAAAAUUCAUAUGUUCUGCUGAUUUACGUACAAAAAUUGCCGGACUUCUUUAUGGAACAACACCAUCUGAUAACUCUCAGGUUCGUGAGAUUCAUUGUAUUGUUUUACUACCUCAAGUGGAAUCCCAUGGAUCAGUUUCUUUCCCAUCUCAGUUACCUAAUCAUGAGGCGUUAAAUGAGUUAAAACCAUUAGGAUGGAUUCAUACGCAACCUUCUGAAAUAUUACAAUUGAAUCCUAUAGACGCUCUAACUCAUUCUAAAUUUUUAUCUCAAAAUCCUCAAUGGGAUCCACAAACGUCUGUUAUUAUGACAUGCUCCUUUACCCCUGGCUCUUGCUCUCUUACAGCGUAUAAAUUAACCCCCUUAGGUUAUCAAUGGGGAAAAGCGAAUCGUGAUUCAGGUCCUAACCCAACUGGUUAUGCAGCGAAUCAUUAUGAAAAAGUUCAAAUGCUUCUUUCGGAUGUUUUUAUGGGAUUCUUUAUGGUUCCAGACAAUGGAGUGUGGAAUUACAAUUUUAUGGGAGUUAAAUUUUCUUCGUCUUUAAAGUAUAAUUUGAAUAUUGCUAAUCCAAUAUCUUUUUUCCACGAGCUUCAUCGACCCACGCAUUUCUUACAAUUUGCCUCAAUGGACAACACUGCUGAAGAUGAACUUCAAGAUAAAGAAAAUGUUUUUGCGUGAGAAACUGCUUCCUGCUUUCAAUUACGACUUUUUUUUUAAAUCUAUUUCGUUAACGCUAUAUCACAUAAAGAUUUGCUAAUUCGUUUAAAUCAAUAGGUAAUAUGUUCCCUCGGCGUAAAACCGUUACUUUUUUGUUCCUUUUUUUUUUCUUUCCUUCGUUAAAAUAUAAUUUUGGUCCUUCCUUCACAUCGACCAUUAUGCUCAAUGACGCAUAACAUUAAAAAACAAUUGUUUCUUUUUCUCUGUAUA